UGAUGGCAUCUUUGAUAGAUCUGUGCCUGGGUCCUCUUGAUUUAUACUGUAUGUGUACAAACAGGAAAUCUCACCAAGGAUUUUGAAAGGGGGAAGAGCUUGCCGAUGUGGGUGGAGUUGAUGAAAUGGAAUGAGGUAGCGUGCAAGAGCAACAGUUAAACCCAUCCACUUGCUCCAGAGACUUGCUCAAGUCCAGGCAGGGUUGCUCCAGAGACUUGCUCAAGUCCAGGCAGGCUCAUCAACACAAGGCUAUACUCUUCAACCGCCCAACAACUGCUUUGACACGGGAAGACGAUGGCAUCCAAACUGGUGGCAGCCUUGGCUUCCUUCCUUCUGCUGUCCAGUGUAGGGGUGGUCAUUGCCAUCGCUAUAAUCCAGAUUUACAAGAUAACCUAUUUGUCUCCAGGAUUGAAGUAUGGGAUUGUUCUAGACUGCGGCUCCUCCCGCACCACUGUGUAUCUAUAUGACUGGCCGGCAGAGAAGGAGAAUGAUACUGGGGUCAUUAAAGAAAAACUUCAAUGCAACGUUAAAGGUCCAGGCAUCUCUGACCUGGGUCUUAAUUCAAGUCAAGAUAAAGAGACAUGGAUACACUUUAAGAAAUGUAUGGCACAAGUGAAACAAGGGAUUCCUGCUUCCGCGCACAACUCAACACCCAUCUUCCUUGGAGCCACGGCCGGGAUGAGACUGUUACAGCAUCAGAAUGAAACCGCUUCAAAUCAAAUCUUGCUGGAUAUGAAGAACUACCUCCAGUCAUUGCCAUUCCAAUUCCAAAAUGCCUCUAUUAUUUCUGGAGAAGAAGAAGGGUUGUAUGGGUGGAUAACAGUGAACUAUCUAAUGGAUAACUUUCUACAGAAAGACCUGUGGAACUCGUGGGUGCGCCCUCAUGGAGCUCAGACUGCCGGCUCCCUGGACCUGGGAGGAGCUUCCACCCAAAUAGCAUUCGCAACGACGGAUGAUGCCAGGGGGGAGGGGCUGACCAAGGUCGUCCUUUAUGGUUACGAGUACACAGUCUAUACGCACAGUUUUCUGUGCUUUGGGAAAAAUGAAGCCGAAAAAACUGUACUUGCAAAGCUUGUCCAGGGUUCUACCGACCCCAACAAUGUUCAGAAUCCCUGCUAUCCUCUUGGAUUCAACAUAACUAUGAGAGAAGACUUCAUUUUUGGCAGUGAGUGCACUAGGAAACUACGAGUAGCCGACUACAACCCAGAGAGGAACAUAACCAUCUUUGGAGGAGGAGAUGCGGCAGAGUGUAGAAAAGCUGUGAGACAUAUAUUUGACCUCAGCUCCUGCCAUGGUUCCCAGAAUUGCUCAUUCAAUGGAGUCUACCAGCCACCAGUGUCAGGAAAAUUCAAGGCCUAUGCAGGCUUCUACUACACUGCCUGGGCUUUAAGACUCAUAGGAUCGUCUACCCUUGAUCAGUUCAACUCUACACUGUGGUCAUUCUGCUCUAUGGACUGGCCAAACCUCAAGCAGAACUACAGCAUAACGGAAAAGCACCUGAAGUCCUACUGUUAUUCAGCAAACUAUGUCUACACGAUCCUUGUGGAUGGCUACAAAUUCAAUACUGAGUCAUGGGAUCAUAUCAGUUUCGAAAGACAGGUGAAGAAUACAAGUAUUGCCUGGACGCUGGGCUACAUGCUAACGCUCUCCAACAUGAUCCCAGCAGAGGCUAAACUUGUGCGUCUCCCGAUAGACAACACCCUUUUUGCUGGCCUCCUCUUCCUCUUCUCGGCUCUGAUCAUCAUCACUCUUGUGUUUCUCAUCAUCUUUCUCAUUAGAAUGUGCUACUAAUAUUGCACCUUAGUUCCCGUCCUUGAACCUCUUGACAUGAAGACUAAAGCACACAAAGCUUUUAAUAUCAAUUGGAAGAAGAUUACUGUAAUAAACCCAAUAUGUAGGUGUCCUGGUUUUUGGAGUGUACAUUAGAUUUGUUUUAGUUUGCAUGGACAUGUCAUUGAACAACAUUAAUCUGCAUGUCGAUAGCAAAGCAGGGCUAAGAUUCAGACAGGAUGUGAUGCAUAAUCUCUUCAUUCUCCAUCCAAACUUUUUUCAGUGGUAGAUAUGAGCAAUACAAGAAUUUAUUUUUCAAGCAACCCCUGGUCAGUAGUGAUGUGAGUAGAUGAAGAGGAACUGAUCUCCAAAAAAGCAUGUACACAUUUGAAGCAGGAUUCAUGUCUUAUUUUUGUUUUGUACAAUGUUAGAGUGCAAGAAGGAAAGGCACCAUGCAAACGUUUGGGCACCUCAAGAGAUUUGAGCUAUCAGAUAACUUUUUUUAAUCACAUUUCUUUUUAAAGAUUUAUUUUUGGGGCUUUUUGCCUUUAAUUGGAUAGGAUAGUAAAGAGAGACAUGAAGCGAGCUGGAGGGAGAUUGGGAGGAGUGGGAUGGGGAAAUGACCGCGAGUUGGACUCAAACCCCAUGGGUCCCCGUGGGCAUUCAGGCCCAUCCGUGGUACGGGUCUGCUGCUUGCGCCAGGGCUCCCCGAGCUAUCAGAUCACUUUUACCACGGUCUCAGAGCUUAAUUAGGUUCUUCUGGCUAUGGUCUCAGACCUUAAUUAGGUUCUUCUGGCUAUCAGAUCACUUUUACCAAGGUCUCAGACCUUAAUUAGGUUCUCCUGGCUAUCAGAUCACUUUUACCACGGUCUCAGACCUUAAUUAGGUUCUUCUGGCUAUCAGAUCACUUUUACCAAGGUCUCAGACCUUAAUUAGGUUCCUCUGGCUAUCAGAUCACUUUUACCACGGUCUCAGACCUUAAUUAGGUUCUUCUGGCUAUGGCAUCAGAUCACUUUUACCACGGUCUCAGACCUUAAUUAGGUUCUUCUGGCUAUCAGAUCACUUUUACCAAGGUCUCAGACCUUAAUUAGGUUCUCCUGGCUAUGGCAUCAGAUCACUUUUACCAAGGUCUCAGACCUUAAUUAGGUUCUUCUGGCUAUCAGAUCACUUUUACCAAGGUCUCAGACCUUAAUUAGGUUCUUCUGGCUAU
Clupea harengus (Atlantic herring) is the source of this 2980-nucleotide messenger RNA. RefSeq names its product ectonucleoside triphosphate diphosphohydrolase 3 (gene entpd3). NCBI's taxonomy places the organism in Eukaryota, Metazoa, Chordata, Actinopteri, Clupeiformes, Clupeidae. Gene Ontology annotation, biological process: nucleoside diphosphate catabolic process. Gene Ontology annotation, molecular function: GDP phosphatase activity; UDP phosphatase activity; ribonucleoside triphosphate phosphatase activity. Gene Ontology annotation, cellular component: plasma membrane. The record is from RefSeq and is a predicted model, not a curated record.